UGGAGCGAGGAAGAGGGGUACGCCCUCUGCGCCUCGGCUAAUUGAAAGCGAGGGGCGGGUCCCGGGGCGGGUCCCGGAAGGCGGUGCCAGGCGCAGGUGCGAAGGCUGGGCGGUAGGGCUGCGGCCUCCGCCGGCGGGCAGUAUGGAGGACGGUUCCUUGGAUCUCAUCCAAAGUAUUGAAGAUGACCCCCUCCUGGACACCCAGCAUCUCCCACAUCACUCAUUACACGCUCAUUUUAGGCCCAGAUUCCACCCUCUUCCUACAGUCAUCAUUGCAAAUCUUCUCUUGUUGAUACAUAUUGUGUUUGUUAUUUUAGCAUUUUUAACAGGUGUGCUUUGUUCUUACCCCAAUCCAAUUGAGGACAAGUGCCCAGGAAACUAUACCAACCCACUGAAAGUUCAGACAGUCAUAAUCCUGGGAAAAGUUAUUUUGUGGAUUCUGCAUUUCCUCCUUGAACGAUACAUCCAGUAUCACCACAGCAAAGUAAGAAACCGAGGCUAUAACAAGAUCUACCGGUCAACAAGGCAUCUUAAAAGCCUUGCGCUGAUGAUACACUCCACUGGCAGCACGGCGCUCCUCCUCCUGCUCUGCCUGCAGCACUCCUUCCCCGAGCCCAGCGUGCUGUACCUGGACCUCAUUCUGGCUACCCUGGCCGUGGAGCUGGUCUGUUCCCUGACGUGCCUGCUCGUGUACACAGUGAAAAUUCGAAAAUUUAAUAAAGCCAAGCCACAGCCUGAUGUACUUGAAGAAGAAAAAAUCUAUGCUUACCCCAGCAAUAUUACCUCAGAGACUGGAUUCAGGACUCUCUCAAGCCUGGAAGAGAUUGUGGAGAAGCAGGGAGACAUCAUAGUGUACCUGAAGCGGCACAAUGCCCUGCUCAGCCAGCGUCUGCUGGCCUUCACGUCCUCUGACCUCAGCUCUCAGCCAAGUGGGAUUUGACAGCAAUUCCAGAGGAGCCAGAGUAAUUUAGACUGACCGGCCACCUGACAAGCUGUCUUAGAGAAAUGCAGCUUUGCCAAGUAACAUUCUACAAUUUCUGUUGGAAACCUGAAUUUGGUUCUCACCUGUGUGGCUGUUUAAUAAGUUGGACUCGUGGAUCAUUUGAAAGACACUUUGUAGCGCCUUUCGAACUCAAGGGGAAUGUCUGUUUUGCACAUUUUGAAAUUAUUUAACUGCCUGGUUUAUCCUAGGAUCAAAGGUAUAGAUUAAACAUCUCCUUGACCAACACUUCUUCCAUACUCAUUGGGACCUGGUAAUAAUUUGGCUUUUUAUAGAGGAAGUCUGAAAUGACAAUCUUUAAAAUUGGGCUUGAGUUUUUCCCACUUUUAUACUGGUGAGAGAAGUCAUCAUUGCUCAUGGUUAGUGUUUUUUCACAUGGAGCCUUAUGUAUUUUAUAUGUUUGUGUGGUAUUGGAUGGCCUUGGCCCUUAUAGCUUUUAUAAGAAUUUCAUCACUGUAGGACCAAGGUCUCACUGGAUGAUUUACUUUGCAGCCCCUACAGGUUUCCAUUCGCCAGAAAUAAGAUUUGAAGAUUACUUGGACCAGCAUUAGACCGACCAGUGCUGCUUGUGAAAAGCAGGAGCACCUGCCAUUGGCAGCAGCUGAAAUAGUUAGAGAAGACUUCAGGCUUUCUCUUUAUUUUGGCCCUUCUUUGAGAGGUAGCCAUGUAUUUCAGUAUUGACUGUCUUUGGAUCAAUAAGUUCAGUGAUAGGAAAGGGGUCUUCUGUAGCUUUAAGUUUGAAAGAAAAAAAGAAUAUGUUUUUUAGUCUUGGAUUAUACUUAAAAUUUAUGAUGGAAAAAAAAUGUCAUAUCAACCUAUAUAUAGAUAGUAAACAUAUAUAAUUCUCCAGAUAAAAUGAAGCAUAUUUAUGAGUAAAUGGCAUUUUUUCUCCAGUUUUCCUAGCAUGCCCUUUUCAUGUAUCACUUUGCUUUUGGCACCUUUACAUGCUGCCUCAGAAAGCCUUCUGUGUGAAAGCUUAACAUGAGGGAAGGGGAUAUGUGUGAUUAUGUAUGCUGCUGAAUUUUUUUUUUAUUUAGCUGAAUAAUCAAUAUUUGAUUUAAAAAUCCUUGAGCUAUACAUAACUAUUUGGCAAGGGAUGUGUUCACUGAGUCAUACCAUACAUCUGAAGGGCAAACAUCUGUUUCCUUUAGAUACAGCCAUUGCGGAGCAUUCUCAAGGUUUUCUGCUGAGGUCAAGGUGAUUGUGUGUCACCUGUAGUCAAUACCAUUGAGUCUCCAAAUUGCAAACAUUCACAAACUAAAGCCAAAAUUGUAUUUUUAAAGUUAAGAUUGUAUCCAAGUUUCCUGACUUUUCCUUCCUCUCUUUUUUUCUUUUUUCCUUCCUUUUUAAUAUGUCUCAAAGCCACUGCCUUCUGUGAAAACCUGUCUCUAUGUUCUGCAAGAGCUUUUGCCUUUAGCUGUUUUCCUUAGGGAAAAUACAUGUGGUAGAUGAUUAAUUCUCAUUUACUUUUAAAUUCAGUUUGGAUCUACAGUCAGUUUCUAAGGUUUAUGUGAUGAACAUUGGUUUACAGAGAAAGGUAUAGUUAAAAAGUUAGAAUACUCAAGUUCUGAUGGGCUGUCUGUAUAAUCACCAACACUCUUUUCUAAACUCAAUUCUGAACAUUUCAAACAAUAAAAGAAAAUGAAAGGAAUGAACAAAACAAUUUAAAUGUUAAUCAUUCUGCGCACCAAGUAGAUACUGUGCUAGCACGGUGGACACAAAAAUUAACAAGACAGUCCUAGCUUGUGGCUUACAUUCUAAGGAGAGGACUAGGAUUUUCAGGCUCUGUGCUAAGUGAAACGAUGACAAUAAGCCCAAAGUGCCGUAGGGGCUCCAGGUCAGAGUUUCCUGGGGGGAAAGGCUUUAGGUAUUCCAGGGAAAUUUAUGAGUAAACAAGAAGGUCGAACAGCUACAGAUGAUCAUCUGCACUGUGUAUAGCUUGAGCCCAAAGGGUGAUGCUGGACAUUGGAGGAGGAAUGACCAGUGGCAGAUUCUGGGGACCCUAAUGCUCUCUAGGCCAAGGGGCCUGCAGUGGAAUGGGGCCCACUGAAGGGUUCCAGGCAAGGAAGUGGCAGUCAGUUUUAGUUUCAGAAGGAGCAGACUGCCAGUGUGGUGUAGGAAAGUGGGUGGCAGAGUAUAUGGCGCUGAACUAGGAUGGGUAAAGUAACAUUUUAUCAUGGGCAUAUAUGUAUAUAUCUGUAUUGUAUUUCUAUAUUGUUAAUUUGGGGAUUUUAUUUCAAAUGACAAUAGCAUCAUGACUUACUGCAUUUCUUUGAAUACUAAUGGAUUAGAGC
Messenger RNA from Mesoplodon densirostris (Blainville's beaked whale), 3294 nucleotides. It is a transcript of the gene TMEM192, whose product is annotated as transmembrane protein 192. NCBI's taxonomy places the organism in Eukaryota, Metazoa, Chordata, Mammalia, Artiodactyla, Ziphiidae. The record is from RefSeq and is a predicted model, not a curated record. The coding region runs from base 143 to 940 and encodes 265 amino acids. Gene Ontology annotation, cellular component: lysosomal membrane; late endosome. The transcript has 6 exons.